AUGGCCAUGGAGGCCGAAGGCUUAUCGCCAGCGCUCUUAAACUUCCGCGUGUCGCUCGUGGAAACCCUCGAGGCGUAUCUCGGCAAGGAGACGAUGCAGCCGUUUGUGAGUGCGGACGACCAUGCCAGACCGGCCAAGAUUCGCCGAACCAAGGGUCUAGCACCGGUGGGAGGCUUCGGCUCCGCCGCGCGUGGCACUCUUCCUCAGAGCGACCAAUUCCCGUUGGAGUUCAACCACCUGCUCUCCACUGCCACCUUCGCCGCUGCAAGGCAGAGGAGGAAGGGGAUGGCCGGCUCUGGAGGGGCCUGGCGGGCGAGAACAGCUGCGGUAGGAGCGGGGAAAGCAGCGCAAGAAUGGCUGGUGGUGUGUGUACGGGCGUUGGAGCUGCUAGUAGAUGACUCCACGUGCCACGUGCCUGUGUGCACGCUGAUACAAGGCCUGGACCCCUACCAGCUGCAUCUGCUUGUGUCAUGUUCUCCGCCGCACCCUGCUCGCAUGCUGGCAUGUGUGGUAGCGGCGCGCAGGGAAGCAGUGGUGGGGUAUCUGCGCUUCCUCGAUGACCCGCUGCUCUGCCCUUCCUUUACUUCCACGGCUCGCCCCCCUGUGUUCACCUUCCGGUCGUUUCUCGGCGAGCAGGUGUACGGGCAGGAGGCAGCGGAGCAGGUGGUGCCCCGAUCCAGUGACUGGGCGCGUGCAGUGCGCUGCUUACGCCAGGCCCUGCGCAGCAACCCCAACUCCGACUGGUGGCGCCGCGUGCUCCUGCUCGCGCCCUGCUUCCGCCCCCUCCACUACCCCAACCCUGCCUCCGCAGCCGCAGCCGCUGUCGCCGCCAAAGGAGGAGCAGCCGCAGCCGCAGCUGCUGCUGCAGCAGCAGGGGCGGCAGCAGCGGCUGCUGCUGCUGGGCCUGGCGGAGGGGGAGCAGGUGGGGCGGCAGGAGGAGCAGGGGCAGCGGGGGGGGGUCUUGCGGCGGGCGGAAGCAUGGGAGGGGCAGCAGCAGUGUCAGGCCCCCAGGGAAGCAGUAUGGGCGGUGUAGGGGCAGCAGCAGCAGCAGUCACUCCUGGCGCAGCCGGCCCCUCUCCCACAGCAGCAGCAGCAGCGGCGGCUGCAGCAGCUGCAGCGGCAGCAUCAGCAGCAGCAGCGAGUCUGCCGGUAGUGGGAGGGGGGCAGCUGCCGUUUCUGAGCUCCACGCUGUCGCACGCCAUGCCGCAGUUCUCCUCUGGCAUGCUGUGCGAGGCCCUUAUAGACCACAUCUCCGACCUCCUCACUCUCUCUGCUGCCGCCUCCGCUGCAGCUGCUGCCGCUGCUAACGCCCCUGGGGAGGUGGGGUGGGUGGACAGCGCAGGCGUGCCAGUGGACAGUGAGGCGCCGGCAGCAGGGCUGUGGCAGCAGUGGCUUGUGCUGGCAGACAUAUUCUACUUUGUCGUGCGCAACGGCUUUGUUGACUUUGUUGACUUUGUCAACCGCUGCUCCGCGCGCUUCCCGCCGUCGUCGCCGCCGCCCACAAACCACGUGACGUGGCUGAUCGCACAGGUGUUCCGACUGGACAAUGUGGCAUCCGUGCUCAGUGCCGACCCCAACAUGCUGGCGACAGUGCGCAAGAUAGUGGCCCUGCAAGUGACGGAGCGGUCGGGGCAGAGGGGGUCGGGGGCGGGCGUGCUUCUAGAGUACAUCGGCAGUGUGCAGAUCCUGCGGCUGUGGAACCUGCAGAAGAGCAUCAAAGACAGCCUGGAUGAGGCGCGCCUGGCGGACUACAAGCAGCAGGGCAAGGUUCUUGAUGAGUUCUGGCGCAAGAUCAACAAGGAUGAGUUGAAGUUGCAGUACGAUCAGCUGGACGAUCACAGCACGGGCAUGGUAUGGGUGCUCAGCCACACCAUGAGCCAUCCCGUCACAGAGGCGCUCUUCAAAUGGCUCACUGCCCCGGGUGUGAAGGACCUGGGGGGGGGCGUGCGCAUGUGGAAUGAGGCGAAGCUGCUGCCCACGAGUCUGCUGCAGGGGCUGUCGCUGCAGGUGGCUCAGCGCCUCGCUGCCACCCUGCAGGAACUCAUUGCCAAGGCGCAUGAGGUGGGAUGGGGUGCGGUGCGCAUUGCGAUGGUGGAGACAUUCGCACGGCUGCUGCUGGUGGCGCCACACACGCUCAACCAGACGCAGACCAUCCACCCGCCACACACCUUCGUGCAGACCAACACCCGCCAGCACAUUCUCCAGGCGUCCUUGGAGAAGUACGUGCCCGGCGAGUCCAACAACUCCGUGCCGCUGCUGCUGCUUGAGCUCAUCAACUACCGCCUCAUCCCCUUCUUCCGGUACCACGGCAAGAUGCGGGGGCUGAUACUGGACCUGGCGAAGAUCCUGAUAAAGGUGAAGGUGGUGCCAGGGCAGCACCGACUCUACCGCCUGGCGGAGAACACCGCCAUCAACCUCAUCAUGUCGCUCAAGGAGGUCAUGCUCGUCAAAAAGGACUCCAAGAACGCCGCGACAGAGUUCUCAGAAACCCUCAACCGGGUGAUGGUGCUGAAUCUAGCCAUCACAAUGAAGACGCGCGGCAUCCAUGAGUUUGAGCAGAUCGUGGUGCUCAUGCCCGCGCUGGACCAGAUGCUAGCGGCCUCCACGCACCGCUGGAGCGAGAAGACUCUGCGCUACUUCCCCCCACUGCUCAGAGACACGCUCUCAAAGAGGCCUGACUGCCGCGCCCAGCUGCUGCAGGAGUGGAUGCAGGUGGAGCAGCUGCUGCGGCAGAGGCAGCUGCUGCCAGUGCAGGCGGGGCGAGUGGCGGACCCCAUGGCGGCGCUGAACCUGCUGGCGCAGCUGCCCCCGCACCUGCGCCACCUGCUCUGCGCCGCUGCCUGGAUCCUGCACGAUGCCUCCCCUGGCUCCGUCAACCUGCAGCACCUGCCUCUGAUCAAUGCAUGCCCUACCCCUUCAUACCUCUCUUCAUCAUACCCUCUCCCUUUCCUUCCCCCCUCUUUCCACAAUCCCUCGCUCUCCACCCUCUCCCCCCAUUCCUCCAACUCCUCCCCCUCCGUUCCCCCUCUCUCCCCGCGUACCCCACACACCCCCCACCACCAGGUGCAAGUGAAGCAACGCACGCAGCUGAAGCAGAUCCUCUUAGCAGCGUCCGCAGCACUAGCCGACUGGAUUUUCGUGAAAGAGCUCCUUCCAGCCGACAUAGUCCUUCUCGCCCUAGCAGACCGCGACGACGGGUCCCCGAACAGCCUGCGCCUGGUGGUGGGUCUGCUCAUGGACCGCCCUGAGCUGCAGAAGCGAGUAGCGGCGUACUGUGAGGCGCGCGGGCAGCAGGAGCACUGGACCGAGGUCGGGCCGUUUCAAUCAGUCAACCCACUGGAUGCACUCGGGAGCAACCUCAUGGGGAACGAUAAGCAGCCAGUGUUCUUUGACCACAUGGUGCUGCGGGUGGUGCCGGUUGUGGCGCUCAUAGUGCACCGCCUCAUCGAGAACGAUGCCAUGGAGACGGCCGACCGGCUGCUCGCGCUCUACAGCCAGUCGCCCAAGCACCUGCUCACGUACCACCCGUCGCGCUUUGCGUUUGUGCGCGACACGCUCGCGUACUUCUACCCCGCGCUGCCCAACCAGCUCGUCAUUCGCCUGCUCAGCAUCCUCGACCUCACCAGGAUCCCCUUCGCAGAGGCCUUUCUGAGGCAGAUGGAUCCAUCACUCUCCUCCGCCGUCGAGCUCCCCCCCCUCUCCUACUUCCUCCGCCUCCUCGAAACCCUCUUGGACAUGCUUCUCAUGGACCCCUCAUGGGCUAUUGGCAACGCCACCUGCACUGAGCUAAGCAUCUGGAUGGCAGCAGUGCAUGCGAUGAUGUACGCGCUGCCAUUCGAUCGCAUAGAGGGCACCCAUGCACUGCUCGUGCUGCAGCGCCCCAUCCGCUCCCCAGCCCACCUGCGCCUGGUCUUCCGCCUCGUCGCCCCCAUCCUGCCCCGCACACCCAUCUCCAAGUCCCUCUUCGCCAAGACAAUAGCGCUGCUAUUUUCAGCGAUAGCAGACGUGUUUGGAGUGAACUCAUCCCCGCAAGUGACAGGCCCAGCCUCGUCCAUCACCGAUAUCAUCGACUUCAUGCACCACGUGCUGCUGCUGGAAGGCGGCAUGCCCACGCUGGCGAACCGGCGGCCCAAGCCAGAGACACUGCAGCUGUGCUCCAAGGCUGUGGAGCGCCUGCGAGAGGACCGAGGGAGCGCGGGUGCAUGGCGACACCGGAGGCUGGGGGGAGGGCUUGCGCUUCUCGUUCCGUCACGUGACCUGUUCCCGGAUUGCGCCGCCGAGCGCACGAAAGCCCUGUCACAGAUUUUCGCCAAUCCUGCUCGCCAGAUUCGUCCUCCACCGCCCACUUCUGACAACAGGGGGGAUGCUGCCCAUAAGACGAAAGGGCCCACAGGAUAG
This is a messenger RNA of Closterium sp. Yama58-4, 4398 nucleotides long. The record is from the annotation of a GenBank genome assembly. Lineage: Eukaryota; Viridiplantae; Streptophyta; Zygnematophyceae; Desmidiales; Closteriaceae.